Messenger RNA from Acipenser ruthenus (sterlet), 4911 nucleotides. Its product is annotated as cleavage and polyadenylation specificity factor subunit 1. The record is from RefSeq and is a predicted model, not a curated record. Lineage: Eukaryota; Metazoa; Chordata; Actinopteri; Acipenseriformes; Acipenseridae. The transcript has 38 exons. Gene Ontology annotation, cellular component: nucleus; mRNA cleavage and polyadenylation specificity factor complex. The coding region runs from base 308 to 4645 and encodes 1445 amino acids. Gene Ontology annotation, molecular function: protein binding; nucleic acid binding.
UCUCUGAACAGUAGGAAGUAGGAAGCUUUGUUUCCGCGGAGUCGGAACCUUCUGCUAUGCUUCCCGUGUUUCCCUGCCGGAAUGUGUUUACGCUCUGCCAUAGGUAGCGCUGCAUGGUGGGGCUCGAGAGGAAUGAAAGACAAGAGUAACGCAACUGGUUUAUGACUAGAAACAUAAAGGGGAAAUUAGAUCAUGGUGUUAGCUGAACAAAGUGGAAGAAGUGUGUAACAGGAGGGCAAAUCAGAAUUUGUAAGCAAAGCAUUCUUAUCUCCCCAGGAGCUGUGUGGGUUCUGAAUACUCAGCCAGGAUGUAUGCAGUCUACAGACAGGCUCACCCUCCGACUGCGGUCGAGUUCUCUGUGUACUGCAACUUUAUCUCUAGCCAGGAGAACAACCUGGUGGUCGCUGGAACGUCCCAGCUCUACGUUUACAGGAUAAUCCAUGAUGUGGAGAACGCAUCCAAAGGAGAAAAGUCAUCAGAGGUGAAGAUCCGUAAGGAGAAGCUGGAACAGGUGGCAGCCUUCUCUCUGUUUGGCAAUGUCAUGUCAAUGGCGAGUGUGCAGCUGGGGGCGUCCAAUCGAGAUGCCCUGCUGCUCAGCUUCCAGGACGCAAAGCUCUCGGUGGUGGAGUAUGACUCUGGGACACAUGAUCUUAAGACGCUUUCUCUCCAUUACUUUGAAGAACCAGAGUUAAGGGACGGUUUUGUACAGAAUGUCCAUAUCCCCAUUGUUCGUGUUGACCCAGAGAACCGCUGUGCUGUGAUGCUGAUCUAUGGAACUCGACUGGUGGUGCUGCCUUUCCGAAAGGACACCUUAACUGAUGAACAAGAGGGGGUUGUGGGGGAAGGGCAGAAGUCUAAUUUCCUUCCCAGUUAUAUUAUUGAUGUGCGAGAGCUGGAUGAGAAGCUGCUCAACAUUGCUGACAUGAAGUUUCUGCACGGGUACUAUGAGCCCACCCUGCUCAUUCUGUAUGAGCCUAACCAGACAUGGCCAGGACGUGUGGCAGUUCGGCAAGACACCUGCUGCAUUGUGGCCAUCUCCUUGAACAUCAUGCAGAAAGUGCACCCGGUCAUCUGGUCACUCAGCAACCUGCCCUUCGAUUGCACUCAAGUCAUGGCUGUGCCCAAACCUAUAGGUGGUGUUGUUGUCUUUGCUGUGAACUCCCUGCUGUACCUUAACCAGAGUGUCCCUCCCUAUGGUGUGUCGCUCAACAGCCAGACCACUGGAACAACAGCGUUCCCACUCCGUGUGCAGGAAGAAGUUAAGAUCACCCUGGACUGUUCCCAGGCUACUUUCAUUGCCUCUGACAAGAUGGUGAUUUCCCUGAAAGGUGGAGAAAUUUACGUGCUGACCCUUAUCACUGAUGGGAUGAGAAGUGUGCGGGCGUUUCACUUUGACAAAGCGGCCGCCAGUGUCCUGACAACUUGUAUGACGCCCAUGGAGUCUGGUUAUUUGUUCCUGGGCUCCCGUCUUGGUAACUCCCUGCUCCUCAAAUACACAGAGAAGCUACAGGAGACUCCCAUAGAGGAGGGCAAGGAGAAGGAGAGGCAGGAGGAACCUCCAAGUAAAAAAAAACGAGUUGAUUCGACUAACUGGUCUGCUGGGAAGACGGCUCUCUUGGAUGAAGUUGAUGAGAUUGAGGUGUACGGCAGUGAAGCUCAGACUGGAACCCAGCUGGCCACCUACUCCUUUGAGGUGUGUGACAGUAUACUGAAUAUUGGCCCCUGUGCCAACGCCUCGAUGGGGGAGCCUGCCUUUCUCUCUGAAGAGUUUCAGGACAGCCCAGAACCAGACCUGGAGGUGGUUGUGUGUUCAGGUUUUGGAAAGAAUGGUGCCCUGUCAGUGCUUCAGAGAAGCAUCCGACCUCAGGUUGUCACCACCUUCGAACUCCCAGGCUGCCAGGACAUGUGGACCGUUAUUUCUUCUGAGAAGAAAGAAGAAGCUCCGAAGGGAGAAGGUGAACACACAGAGGGGGAGGUGCCCCUAGCUACCCCUGACGAUGACGACAAGAAACACGGAUUCCUCAUCCUGAGCCGGGCCGACUCCACCAUGAUAUUGCAAACUGGUCAGGAAAUAAUGGAACUGGAUGCCAGUGGAUUUGCUACUCAAGGGCCCACUGUCUUUGCAGGCAAUAUUGGGGACAACAAAUACAUUGUCCAGGUCUCCCCCAUGGGUAUUCGGCUUUUGGAAGGAGUGAACCAGCUGCACUUCAUCCCCGUGGACCUGGGCUCUCCCAUCGUGCAUUGUGCCGUGGCUGACCCCUACGUGGUGAUCAUGACCGCCGAGGGGCAGAUCACAAUGUUCGUCCUGAAGAGCGACUCCUACGUGGGGAAGACACACCGGCUCGCCCUGCAGAAACCACAGAUUCACACCCAAUCCAGAGUAAUCACCCUGUGUGCUUAUCGAGACGUCAGCGGCAUGUUCACCACGGAGAAUCGGGUUUCCAGCACCGCCAAGGAGGAUACAGCACCUGGGACCCAGCCAGAGACAGAGACAGUCAUUCAGGAGCUCAGUCACGUCAUGGACGACGAGGAGGAGAUGCUAUAUGGAGACUCUGGUCAGUUCUUCAGUCCCUCCAAAGAAGAGUCUAGUCGCAGUGCCUCUGCAUCAUUCAGCUACAGCAAGGACAGCCCCCAUUACAUGGUGGAGCCCACACACUGGUGUAUGGUGGUCCGGGAGAACGGGGUCAUGGAGAUUUACCAGCUCCCUGACUGGCGCUUGGUGUUCCUGGUGAAGAAUUUCCCCGUGGGGCAGCGUGUGCUGGUAGACAGCUCUUCAGGACAGUCUGCUGCCCAAGGGGAGGGCAAGAAGGAGGAAGUGACACGCCAGGGGGAGAUACCAUUGGUAAAAGAGGUGUUGUUGGUGUCACUAGGCAACCGACAGACACGUCCGUACCUGCUGGUUCAUGUGGAUCAGGAGCUUCUGAUCUACGAGGCCUUUCGACGCGAUGUGCAACAGGGUCAGAACAACCUGAAAGUGCGCUUCAAAAAGGUUCCCCACAACAUUAACUUUCGGGAGAAGAAGGUGAAGCAGUCGAAGAAGGAUAAGAAGUGGGAGGGUGUGUCCGGGGAGGAUGCUGCUGCUGUGAAGGGCAGGGCUGCCAGGUUCCGAUACUUUGAUGACAUCUCAGGAUACUCGGGAGUAUUUAUCUGUGGCCCGUCCCCACACUGGCUCCUGGUGACCUCCCGGGGGGCUCUCCGACUCCACCCCAUGACUAUCGACGGCUCCAUUGAUUGCUUCUCCCCUUUCCACAACAUCAACUGUCCCAAAGGAUUUCUCUAUUUCAACAAGCAGGGAGAGCUGAGGAUCAGUGUUCUGCCCACCUAUCUCUCAUAUGACGCUCCCUGGCCAGUCAGGAAGAUCCCACUGCGCUGCACAGCACACUACGUCUCCUAUCACGUGGAAUCCAAGGUCUAUGCAGUGUGCACGAGUGUGAACGAGCCAUGUACACGCAUUCCCCGGAUGACUGGUGAUGAGAAAGAGUUUGAAAUCAUAGACAAAGAUGAAAGGUACAUCAGCCCCUUGCAGGAGAGAUUCUCUAUCCAGCUUAUCUCUCCAGUCAGCUGGGAGACUAUCCCCAACACACGGAUUGACCUGGAGGAAUGGGAACAUGUGACCUGCAUGAAGACUGUCGCUCUGAAGAGUGAGGAAACUGUUUCCGGGUUGAAAGGUUACGUGGCUGCAGGAACAUGUCUGAUGCAAGGGGAGGAGGUGACGUGCAGGGGCCGGAUCCUGAUCAUGGAUAUCAUCGAGGUAGUCCCUGAGCCAGGGCAACCUCUCACCAAAAACAAGUUCAAGGUUCUGUAUGAGAAAGAGCAGAAGGGGCCUGUAACUGCCCUGUGUCACUGCAGCGGAUACCUGGUCUCUGCCAUCGGGCAAAAGAUCUUCCUGUGGAGCCUGAAGGAUAAUGACCUCACUGGGAUGGCCUUCAUCGACACCCAGCUUUACAUCCACCAGAUGUUCAGCAUUAAAAACUUCAUCCUAGCAGCUGAUGUGAUGAAGAGCAUUUCCAUCCUGCGUUACCAGGAGGAGAGCAAGACUCUGUCCCUCAUCAGUCGGGAUGCCAAGCCUCUGGAGGUUUACAGCAUUGAGUUCAUGGUGGACAAUAAUCAGCUGGGAUUUCUAGUGUCGGACCGAGACAAAAACCUCAUGGUUUAUAUGUACCUGCCAGAAGCGAAGGAAAGCUUUGGCGGAAUGCGUCUCCUGCGGAGAGCCGACUUUAACGUGGGCGCGAACGUCAACGCCUUCUGGAGAAUGCCCUGCCGAGGAACUCCGGAGGGAGCCAGCAAGAAGUUGCUGGGCUGGGACGGCAAGCACAUCACCUGGUUUGCUACCUUGGAUGGUGGGAUUGGACUCCUGCUGCCGAUGCAGGAGAAGACGUACCGUCGUCUGCUAAUGUUACAGAAUGCUCUGAACACAAUGAUUCCUCAUCAUGCUGGGUUAAACCCAAAGGCGUUCAGAAUGAAUCACUGUGAUAGACGCUCCCUGCAGAAUGCGGUCCGUAACGUUUUAGAUGGGGAGCUGCUGAACAAAUACCUGUACCUGAGCACCAUGGAGCGCAGCGAACUGGCCAAGAAAAUCGGGACCACGCCAGACAUAAUUUUGGAGGAUCUUUUGGAAGUUGACAGAGUAACGGCUCACUUCUGAGGAUGUCUCCCUGAGAUCUGCAAGCACCUGGUUCACCGUUGAAUCAUCUUAGAAGGCUUCGGAAAUGACUUUUUAGUCCUUUUCAUCAAGUUUUAUACACAUACAUUUGUUGUUAAACAUUUUUUACUACUGUUUAAGGUUCUUCUUUAUUAUUUGUUUUUUUUUAUAUAACAUGAAUUUGUUAUAUAAAAAAAACCGCAAAUGCAUCAUGUUUCAUAUGGAAGAGAUUAUUUGUAAGCAAAAUAAAACGAAGCAUUAAAAAGAAA